CCCACUAUGGCAAAACGUAAAGGCUUAAGGGUUGAACUUGUAAUGUUUGAUCCCGAUCUUUAGCUGGUAGAAGCUGAAAUAGCAGCUUUGAAUUAAAAGUAGCUCUCACUGACUUCACAGGGUGUUGUGCAGCUUAAUGGUUGCAUGAAGAAGUGAAAAGUUAAUUUGUUUUGAAACUGCUGGGAUUUUUUUUUGUUUUUAUUUUUCGGUGUGUGUUUGAAGCCUAAAGGGAAUGGGUGCGAAGAAAUAGAAGGAAGAAACGGGAGCAGAUAUGUGGCCUUCAACAAAACUUAUCUACCUACCUAGCCCCCAUUACUCUAAAACUCAAAGCCUGAAUCUCUUUUUCCAGUAUCAGUUGUGUCUCAUGUUUUCUUUACUCCCUCCUGUGUUUUUCAGGACUCACUCCAUCACAGAAGAUGUCUUACUGCCCACCCCAGGAUUGCUAUUAUGAUAUAUGCCCACGCCCAUGUAUUGACGUCCGCAACGAGCCGUGUGUCACAUCAUGUGGAGAUUCGAGUGCAGUAGUUUAUGCGCCACCAGUUGUUGUGAGAUUCCCAGGACCAACUCUUGCUACUUGCCCUCAAGACAGCAUUGUGGGAACAACCUUACCAAAUUUGCCCGCAAGAGCUGGAGUCCCAUAUAGUUCUGGUGGAGGUUUCAGAGGCUCAAUCGGUUCUGGGGUUACUUAUGGUGGUGGUUAUGGGGGAGGUUACAAUGGUGGUGGUUACUGGGGAGGUAACGGUGUUGUUUAUGGGGGAGGUUACAAUGGUGGUUAUGGGAGUGGAGCCUGGGGUGGUUAUGGGGGUGGUUAUGGAGGGUCAUAUGGUUCUGGGGGCUCAUGUGGUUAUAGCAGGAAGUCAUAUCGUAGCAUUUCUGGAGGAAGAUAUUCCGGGUCCGGCUAUGGAAAUUGUGGGCCAUGUUAAACCCAAAAGAACGAUCCAUGGAAUGAGACACAAUCAGGAAAUGACAAGAUAGAGAUUCCGUACUGAUCUAAUGGACAAUGAUACCUACAACUCUACUUGCAGACUGUGGGUGUUCAUCAGCUCUGUAAAUCAGGCCUAUCGGUGUCUGCCACUUGUUACAUAUUAGUGUAGGUUUAUGAUCCAAUGGUUUUGCAGCUUAGUCUUAUGCUCCUAUUGUGCUUUGUGCUAUCUGAUGUUGAACUGGCUAAAAUAAGUCA
Dermochelys coriacea (leatherback sea turtle) is the source of this 1180-nucleotide messenger RNA. Its product is annotated as scale keratin-like. The coding region runs from base 417 to 923 and encodes 168 amino acids. The record is from RefSeq and is a predicted model, not a curated record. The transcript has a single exon. Gene Ontology annotation, cellular component: intermediate filament. Gene Ontology annotation, molecular function: structural constituent of cytoskeleton. NCBI's taxonomy places the organism in Eukaryota, Metazoa, Chordata, Testudines, Dermochelyidae.